This is a messenger RNA of Glycine soja, 849 nucleotides long. RefSeq lists its product as uncharacterized. The transcript has a single exon. The record is from RefSeq and is a predicted model, not a curated record. NCBI's taxonomy places the organism in Eukaryota, Viridiplantae, Streptophyta, Magnoliopsida, Fabales, Fabaceae. Gene Ontology annotation, biological process: proteolysis. Bases 1 to 849 code for a protein of 282 amino acids. Gene Ontology annotation, molecular function: aspartic-type endopeptidase activity.
AUGUCGUUGUACAAAAAGUGCUUAAAGGACCUCCUCAUAAAAAAGGGAAAGUACAUCAACAGCGAAACCAUUAUGGUAGGAGAAAAUUGCAGUGCAGUAAUCCAGAAGCUACCUCCCAAGUUCAAAGAUUCAAGAAGCGUCACCAUCCCAUGCUCUAUUAGGAGUGUAUCCGUAGGUAAGGCUCUUAUUGACUUAGGAGCAAGUAUCAAUUUGAUGUCGCUUUCUAUGUGCAAGAGAAUAGGAAACCUGAAGAUUAAACCUACAAGGAUAACGCUCCAACUGGCAGACCACUCCAUCACAAGACCAGUUGGAGUGGUAGAAGACUUCUUGAUCAAAGUCCACCAACUCCCUUUUCCAGUGGACUUUUUAAUCAUGGACAUUGAAGAAGAUGUUGAGAUCCCCUUGAUUCUGGGUCGAUCGUUCAUGGUGACUGCAAAAUGUGUUAUGGACAUGGGAAAAGGCAACUUGGAGAUGAGUGUGGAAGACCAGAAAGCCACCUUCAACUUGUUUGAGGCAAGUAAGCACCCUAGUGAUAGCAAGACUUGUUUUAAGGUGGAGGAAAUUGAGCAAAAAGCUAACCUUACUUGGGGGCACCUGAAUUCUGUGUUUCUAGAAGAAGAUGAAGCCAAGCCAGUUGUGAAUCCUACAAACUCUUCUAGUAUCUUUUUGGGGCCAAAGCAGGCCAAGACCCGAACCACUCCAGACAUUCCACCAACUCCUCCAUCAGCGGUCCCUCCGCCAGAUGUCUCUCCUCCACCUAUCGGCCAAACUUCUAUACCUUUUUCUCAUCCGGAGCAACUUCUCCCUGUGUUGUAUAGCCUCUACCACAGCCAGUACCUACUUAUGUAG